Molecule: messenger RNA, 1044 nt
Organism: Uloborus diversus
Lineage: Eukaryota; Metazoa; Arthropoda; Arachnida; Araneae; Uloboridae
Product: beta-1,3-galactosyltransferase 5-like
Exons: 1
Coding region: 1-1044 (347 amino acids)
Cellular component (GO): membrane
Molecular function (GO): hexosyltransferase activity
Source: RefSeq, a predicted model, not a curated record
AUGUCAAGAGUUCACCGCUUCACUGUUUUAGUUUGCUUCAAUAUCUUCAUUAUAUUCUUCCUCUUCAACCAUAGCAAGAUCACGUGCUUUUUUUCCAAGUACGGAACUGAAGUUGAAAAUUUAAAAAAUUCAAGUAUUCCAAAUGUACAAGUGCUAUCAAAUGAAUCGUUCGAUACAACAAUAUUUGCUGAUGUUGAAUUCCCAAUUAUAUCACAAUACGUAUUGAACCCAACUGAUUUGUGCUCGAGAGGUAUAAAAAAUGAGGUGAAGCUCUCCUUGUUGAUUUUAGUCAUAUCAGCCGUUCCUAAUAUAAUCCAACGCGUAACUAUCAGAGAAACGUGGGGAUCAAUAGCAUCUGCUAGCAACAACACCGGACCUAUCAGAUUAGGCUUUUUGUUAGGAAGUACGACUAGUGAAGAACUACAGCAACGGGUUAGAGCAGAAGCCACUCACUUUGGCGAUAUUAUUCAACAAGAUUUCAUGGAUACUUACCGGAACUUGACCUUGAAGUCUAUUAUGUUAUUAAAGUGGGCGAAAGAAUUUUGUCCAAAUGUCCAAUACGUGUUAAAAACCGAUGACGACAUGUACAUCAACGUACCAAAUUUGAUUGAUUUUUUGAUAAAGACGCCCACAAAAUCGAACAUAAUGUAUGGGUAUCUGUUUCGAAAGGCUAAGCCUAACAGAAAUCCCUCUCAUAAGUGGUUUGUGCCAAAAAGCCAGUUUGCUGCGGACAUGUUCCCAGAUUACUUGUCUGGUACAGGUUAUGUGAUGAGCCGUGAUGUUGUUCCGAAACUUCUUGAAUCAGUGUAUGUUGUUCAGUUUUUUUUAAUGGAGGAUAUAUUUAUAACCGGUUUUUGUGCGGGUGAAAGUCGUAUUAGUAGACACCAUGUGAAAAGUUUCUCAUAUUGGCGAAGACCUGCAACAGGAUGUGCUUUCAAAGACGCAAUUUCGGGUCAUCAUGUGACAACACAUGAUAUGAUCAAAAUAUGGAAAGAACUAAAUAAACGCAAUUUAGUUUGUCAUAAGAAAAAGAAAAAUUCAUAA